GAGGCACACACCCUUGGAAGACGUUUAUUUCCCCUCAAAAUUCUAUCUUUAUAGUUAUAUAACUCAAAAACAAGCUUAGAUAUGAGGAUUCAUUUCUGCUACAGAACACCUCCCUUGGUACAACCCAAAAGACCAGUGUUUACUUUUCAUUAAAGAAUGGAGCCUGCUUGAUAUACCAGCAGGUGAAGCACCAAAGGAGGGUUUAUCUUUAUUCUUCUUAGCAUUGAGAGUCUGCUCUUGGAACCAUCAGGCACCAUGGGGAAGCGGGAUAAUCGAGUGGCCUAUAUGAAUCCUAUAGCAAUGGCCAGAUGGAGGGGCUCAACUCAAUCUACAGGCCCAACAAUACAAGAUUAUCUGAAUCGACCAAGGCCCACCUGGGAAGAAGUGAAGAAACAAUUAGAAAAUAAAAAGAAAGGCUCCAAGGCAUUAGCUGAAUUUGAAGAAAAAAUGAAUGAGAAUUGGAAAAAAGAAUUAGAAAAAAGUAGAGAGAAAUUAUUGAGUGGAAAUGAGAGCUCUUCUAAAAAAAAAGAAAAAAAGAAAAAGAAAAAGAAGAAAUCUUGUCAGUCUUCAUCUUCUUCUUCAUCAAGCUCUGAUUCUUCAAGCAGUUCAGAUUCUGAGGAUGAGGAAAAGAAACAAGGAAAAAAGAGAAAGAAAAAGAAGAACCAUUCAUACAAAUCAUCAGAAAGCUCUACAUAUGAAUCUGAAUCAGAGAGCAAGGAAUCUGUGAAAAAGAAAAAGAAGUCAACGGAUGAAACAGAGAAAGAAAAGUAUAUUAGAAGUCUCAGCAAAAAAAGAAAGAAGACUUAUCCUGAAGAUAAACCCUCAUCAUCAGAGUACUCAUCAGAAUCAGAUUAUGAAGAGGAAGUGCAAACAAAAAAGAAGAGAAGACAUGAAGAGCGAGAAAAAGCAAAGAAGAAGAAGAAGAAACAGCACAAGAAACAUAGUAAGAAGAAGAAAAAGAAGUCAGGUUCAAGUCACAAGUCAGGAUAACAAGAAAAAAAUUAAGAUUUUCCUAUUUAAAAAAGCAAGGAUUUAAGGAAAUUUCAACUGUGAAUGUUAGGGCAUAUUUACCAAAAUGCAUGAAUUUCCUUGUGUUUGUAGAAUAUUCCUGGACUGAGUGCCAGUCAUAUGCCACUGUGCCAGAAAGGGCCAUAAUCAUUGCCUGCAGCAUAAAUAUAUAAUUUUGUUUGUAUGUUUUCCCUUCCAGGGUUAAUUCUUCUGAGAGCUAAAACCCUGUUGUUCAUACUAGUGGUUAAAACAUUUGGAUUUUGAAUUAAAAUGUUUUAGAUAAUAAUUUUGACCCCCCAAAUGUAUCUAAUUUAAAAGUAUCUAAUUUGGAUAUAUCUUUAAAAUAUAAUCAGAAAUAUCUAGACAACUAUAGUUGACAUUUUUGAAGCAUGGACUUAAUGAUGUCUCAGAAUCCUUACUUUUGAAAAUUAUUUAACUUCUUAAUAAAUUUUAGUUUACAUGGGGAAAGGGCUUGUGGGGGAAAAAAGAGUUUGCUAUCACUUUGGCUAGCUGAAUAGUGUGCCUUUGAUCUUUACACAUCCUAUUUUUGCCAGUGCAGCGGCCAUUCUUUUCUUAUUUAGUGAAAUUCUGGGAUGUUGUAUGCUGCUUCAAGUGAACAAGAAGACAGAAAGUAUAAGCCCCCAGUUCUGUGAAAUUUACCUCCACUUUAGCAGUACUGAAUAAUGUUUAGCAUUAGAGUGUUACAUUAUUUGAAUUAACUUUGAUACCCUUUGGAGGGGAAUCAUUUUAAAUAAACCCUGGUAUUUUUUGAUUAAUAAAGAUUCUGAAAUAUUUUGCAUAUUUUAUACUAUUAAUUUUUGAUUAUCCAGGGAUAUUCUAUA
Molecule: messenger RNA, 1850 nt
Organism: Leptonychotes weddellii (Weddell seal)
Lineage: Eukaryota; Metazoa; Chordata; Mammalia; Carnivora; Phocidae
Gene: FAM133A
Product: family with sequence similarity 133 member A
Source: RefSeq, a predicted model, not a curated record